This is a messenger RNA of Adineta steineri, 3450 nucleotides long. The record is from the annotation of a GenBank genome assembly. Lineage: Eukaryota; Metazoa; Rotifera; Eurotatoria; Adinetida; Adinetidae.
AUGACAUCAACAACAAACUCAGUCAAACAACGGAAAUUAAGCGAUUUACGUGUGGCUGAUUUACAACGUGAAUUACGUUCAUUUAAUAUUACAUUCGAUAAAAAAGAACUUAAAGGAUCACUUCUUGAAAAAUUACGUCAAGCAUUAUCUGAUCGAAACCUUGAUCCAGAUAAUUAUAUUUUUGAUACUUCGACUGAUCUUAAAACAAUAUCAUCCGAUGAAAAUAAUCAAAAUCAUGAAGAAAAUGGUUCACAUGAUAAAAAUAUCUUAGAAACAUCAACAAUGGAGAUCGAUUCCGAACAUCAAUUACAUAUUGAUAAUACAGAGGAAGCAAAUUCAACGACAUCACCAUCACCAUCACCAUUACCACUGCAAACUUCAACGAUACAUGAUACAAAUGAUGAUCAAAUAAAUCAAAUGGAUACAAUAGAUUUGAGACAAAUGGUUGAAGAUCGUGAUAAUAAUAAUAUAUUUUUAACAAUUGAUCAAUCAACUACUAAACAUGAUGAUGAAUAUAGUAAUGAUAAUACUGAUCAUGGUCUUAUACAAGUUUCUUGUUCAUCAUCAGAUGAAGAAUUAGAUACAAAAAAUCAAAUUCAAUCAUCAACAAAUAAUAAUAAUAACAAUAAUAAUCAUAAUAAAACUUCAAUAACAACAACAACUAAUGGAAAACAAAUACCAUCCGAUCAUAAUCAUGGUGAAGACGAACAACAUACAACUUCAUCACUACCACCACCACCAUCAUCAUCAUCAACAACAACGACGACAACAGAUCUAACGACUGAUAAUGAUAAUAAAUCGAAAAGUGAAAUUAAUCAACAAGGAACAUCGGAUGAACAACAAAAACAAAAUAAUAUCAAUAAAGAUCAAUGUCAUCUUUGGGUAUCAAAUAUUGCUAAAGAAACUCAUGCAUCUGAUCUAAAGGCAUUAUUUUCCAAAUAUGCAAAAGUUUUAACAACUAAAGUUAUUGGAUCAAGUUCAUCGCAAUGGUUUGGAUAUAUUAAUUUAACAAUACCAGAUGAUGUUGAAAAAUGUAUUAAAGCAUUACAUCAAACAGAAUUACAUGGAAAGAAAAUUCAUGUAGAUCGAGAAAUGCAUGAUCAACCAGCACGUUCUUCAUCAUCAAAUACGCAUAAAAAACAAUCAGAUCAUUCAAGUCAUAAACCAUCAUCGUCAUCAUCAUCAAAUGAUUCACAUAAAAAACGUGAUUCAAACAAUGAAAAUCGAGAGAAAUCAUCGUCUGCUGAGUCAAAAAUAUCGUCGAAAAAACGCCCAGCAUCAACAUCCAAUGAUAAUAAAAAGAAAUUAUCAACACCGGACGUUAAUAAAUCAAAUAAUGAUGAAAAAACAGUUCGAUCACAUGAUAUCGAUGCAUCGAAUAAACGAUCAAUAGAUUCAAAUAAUGAUAAAAGAAGAACUUCAUCAAGUAGUAGUAAUAGUCAAUCUUCAAGACAUCAUGUUUCACGUACAGAUACUUCAAGAACAAAUGAAAAAUCAGAAUCUUCUCAUAAAUCAACUAGUAAUGAUCGAAAAAAUGAUAAGCAUUCAAAUAGAUCUGACCGAUCAUCAAUACAUUCUACAGAUAUAUCCAAAACUAAAAUAACAUCGCCUAUUUCGAAUCGAAGUCAUUCGAAUGAAAAACGUUCGAAUUCAUCAUCAAUAAAAUCCGAUCAUCAUCGUUCAUCAUCUAUUGAACAAUCGAAACAACGUGCACCAUCUCAUAUUACAUCAAAUAAAUAUGAAAAACCAAAAGAAACAUUUUCAAAAGAUACACAUCGUUCAAUACCAUCAAAUACAUAUGAUAAUGAUCGUCGUUCAGUUUAUCAAAAUGAACAACGUCUACGACAGGAAAAAGAAUUACUUGUACAUAAACAAUAUGUUCAACAACAAGAAGAAGAAAAAAUCAAAGAACAACAACGACGUUUAGCUGAAGAACGUGAACGAAUGAGACGAGAAUUUGAAUUUCUUGAACGUGAACGUAUGGAAAUUGAACGUUCAAGACUUGCCUUAGAAAAAGAAAAAGAAGAUCAAGCACGUGAACUUGGAAAACAACAAAGACGUUUAGCUGAUGAAGCUAAACAUCGACAACAACAAGUUGAAGCAAAAAUACGUGAUGAAAAAUUACAUCGUUUAGCACAUCAUGAUAAUAAACGUCCACGUUCAUCACAACAUGAUUCACAACGUUCACAUUACUCAAGUACAAACAAUGGUGGUGGCGGUGGUGGUAGUAAUAAUAAUAAUAUUUCAAAUAAAAGUUAUGAUCAUCGAUCAUCAACAAAUACAAAUAGUGGACGUGGACGUGAUCGAUCAAUUGGCGAUACUAAUCGGGAUUACUACCCUGAACCAAAGCGACCAUAUACAAAUAAUACGAAUAAUCAACGUGAACCUAUUUUUCGGGAUCAUGUUGUUUAUCGUGAAUCGGAUCUUCCAUCAUCUACGUCUGGUCUUGGUAUUAGUUCAUCAUCAUCAAUAAAUUCAAAUAAUAAUAAUAAUCAACAACAACGAUAUCUUCCUUCAUCAUCAAAUCAACAUCGAACACCAGAUCCUUAUAAUAUAUUACCACAACGUGGACGAGAUAUGGCCUUACCACCAACUUCAUCUGUUAGUACUGCCUAUGAACGUACAGCUCGAAAUACUAAUACAUCACCAACAAAUAAUCGUGCAAUUCUUCGACGACCACAUUCACGUGAACGAUUUGAUGAUCGAGAAUAUAUGCAACAAGCACAACGUCGUGAUAGAUCACCACCAGUGACUAAUACGAUGCGUCGCGACACACUAGAAACUGUACAUUGGGAACGACCAAAACCACGUGAUGCUGCACAUUAUGUAGAUGAUACUCAUAAGUAUUUACCUAAUCAAUAUCUUUCGGAAUCACCACAAACAGCUCAACAACAGCAACAACAAGGUUUAUGGUCGGCAGCGCCGCCAUCAAGACAACAACAACAACAACAACAACAGCAACAGCAGCAGCAACAACAACAUCACCACCAUCAUCCUGAUUUACCAGUUAAAAAUUCUCAUUCAUCUGUAAUCGAUUCAUAUGGUUGGCAACAUGUUUCUCAACAAGUACCAUCAUCUUCACAUCAUUCACAAGAUUUAGCAUCAUCCCAUGAUCGAUCUCGUACUAAUGUGAUCAAUAAUCAACGCAUUCCCAUUCUUCCAUCAAAUCAACCACCACCACCGCCUCCGCCGCCACCAUCAUCUCGCGGUGGUACAACUGGUCAAAAUCAUCUUUAUAAUCAUCCUGGUGUACCUGUAAGUUCUCUUCCAACAUCUCAACAACAUACAUCAUUAGUACCGCCACCACCACCACCAUCGCUUCAUCAUACAACUACUUAUGUUACACAACAAGCUCCACCACCUGGACUUGUCCUUCAUCCUACAGGCCAGACACGUGCCUAUGAACAACAUUAUGUUGUUACACAACCUUUACCGCAACGACGUUAUUAG